AAGAAAUAAAUAUAUAUUUAUUAACAAAACACUGAAUUUCUGCGUGUUUCUCGAAUAAAAAAAAAAAACUGUCAGAUAUACGUCCAAAAACCAAAUACAUAAAGGGAGACAAUUCCGUUUCAACAUGUGCUUUUUCCUUCUCGACUUCAAUUCAUUCCGUAAUGUUUUCUACACCAAACUUCUCACACAUUUCUUCGAAAGAUUACGAAAAAAUUUAUGAACCAGCAGAGGACACUUUUCUUUUGCUCGAUGCAAUCGAGAAGGACUUUCCUUUUAUCAAAAACCAACAACCAUUCAUUUGCGUUGAGAUAGGAUGCGGCAGUGGUGUUCCUUUAGUAUUUUUAGCCCGUGUUCUGGGACCAUCCUUGUUUUAUAUUUGUACAGACAUAAACAGAACAGCAGUACAGAUCGCCCGUGAUACGGCUUUUCACAACGAUGUGGUCGUCGAAGCAGUGGAAACUGAUUUAAUGUCUGGACUACUUCCGAGACUUUCAAACAAAGUAGAUAUUCUGUUAUUUAACCCGCCUUACGUGCCGACACCAAGUGAUGACAUCAAGUUUAAUGCUGACGAUCCCGUUGUUGCCUCGUGGGCCGGAGGCACCAAAGGACGUGAAGUCAUGGAUAGACUUUUCCCGCUUAUCCCCCACAUUCUGUCCGAAACAGGGAUACUUUAUUUGGUGGUUGUUGCCGAAAACGAUCCACCAGAUAUUCUAAAAACUAUGAAUAGUUAUGGACUGUGCGCUGAAACAGUCAUUUCUCGUCGCUCUGGACCUGAGCUGCUCAGUGUUAUAAGAUUUACCAAAAAAUCGAUUGUAAAUAAAUAACAUUUAUAAAAUUUCAUUAGACUGCGGC
Molecule: messenger RNA, 852 nt
Organism: Octopus sinensis (East Asian common octopus)
Lineage: Eukaryota; Metazoa; Mollusca; Cephalopoda; Octopoda; Octopodidae
Product: methyltransferase N6AMT1
Exons: 2
Coding region: 162-824 (220 amino acids)
Biological process (GO): methylation
Cellular component (GO): eRF1 methyltransferase complex
Molecular function (GO): protein methyltransferase activity; S-adenosylmethionine-dependent methyltransferase activity; nucleic acid binding
Source: RefSeq, a predicted model, not a curated record